Daphnia pulicaria is the source of this 4325-nucleotide messenger RNA. RefSeq lists its product as uncharacterized. Gene Ontology annotation, cellular component: early endosome membrane; Golgi membrane. NCBI's taxonomy places the organism in Eukaryota, Metazoa, Arthropoda, Branchiopoda, Diplostraca, Daphniidae. Gene Ontology annotation, biological process: negative regulation of transforming growth factor beta receptor signaling pathway. Bases 644 to 2278 code for a protein of 544 amino acids. The record is from RefSeq and is a predicted model, not a curated record. The transcript has 5 exons. Gene Ontology annotation, molecular function: R-SMAD binding.
CCCAGUAGACGUGUACACACACACACAGCCGUUGGCGGCCCCGGCGAAUGUAGAAGAAGAAGUUCAUUCGUGAGAGAACCUUCAGGUCGUGCAGUCCCCCCAUUCCCGUGGUUGUGUGUUGUGUGUGUGUGUGCGGCGCAAAAAAGGAAAAAAUAAAAUAAAAAGAAUUGGAAAAAAAAAAAGAAAUUGAAUAAAAGAAGAAGAAGUUUCUUGACAAACAGCAGCUGCUGCUGCUGCUGUGUGUGUGUGUGUAAGGUUCUUUUCUACACUCGAGUGUGUGUGUUGUGUGUGUGUGUGUGAUUUUGCAGUCCUCGUGUUGAACACACACAGAGGACAUUAGGCAAAACAGAAAAAUUUGUGAUUCUGUUGAAAUUGUGCGUGAAUUUGUCUAUUUUAUCUCGAGCAGACGACGACGACAUUUUUGUGCAAAAGACGUGCGGGUCGUGGACGAUGGUCUCUGACCGUGUCGUCAUCCUGGACACACGACUGCUGCAUCAUGGCUCCUGAGGAGCACCAAUUGAAUCUCGUCGACAUUUUGGAGGAGGAUUGGCAGGUUGCAGAACGGCUCCCAGUUGAUGGAACGUUGAUAUUCUCAUCUGGCGUUCGGAUCGAUUGAAAGAAAAAGAUACGAAAUAGGCAAGAGAUGGGGGCUCGGUCGUGGUCGUCAUCCGCCCCUUCAGUUCCGUCAUCUCAUCACCAGCAGCACCACCACCACCACCACCAAUCGUCUUCUACUUCUUCGACUGCGGCAACAACAACAGGCCAGGAGCCAGGAGCCGGGCCCUUCUUUUCAUCUUCUUCAUCUUCACUUUCAUCAUCUCCUUCUUCGUCGCCGCCAUCGUCAUCUUCGCCGUCGCCCACCGGCGGCAAAAAACACCGUCACCACCACCACCACCACCACCACUACAACCACUUGCAACAACAGGCCAAACAACAACCGACAAGAACAUCAGAGCGUCACGCUUUCUUUCGGAUUCCGGUCACUGGAGAAGGAACGAAGAAGCCACUGGACCUGACGCCUCAAUCCGUGGCGACGGCCAAAGCGGCUGUGGCCGCGGCGGCCCAAAGAGCCGAAAGGAACUUGUCGGUCAGACGGGACCUGGCCCUGGACUUGCCGACAUGUCCGACCCUACCGGAUGGAGAGGAGAAACCCUACGGCUCCUCGACUCGACUCCGCAUUCGCGACCACGACCAGGAAAGCGAAAUUUACCGGGAAUGCAUCCGGCCGCCACCCAACCGGACAGUUCACGAAACUUCCACCAGUUUUCCACCAUUCCGCUGCAAUUCAGAGAGCAUUCUGACGGGUCACCUGCCUACGUCUGACGGUUCCGGCCGUGUCGGACAUUCUAAAACGGCCGGUCCGUCCUCCUCCUCCUCUUCAACCAUAACCACCAACAACUCACAGUCGUCGUCUUCAUCGUCAUCUUCCUCCAUCAUGGCCGUCUAUUGCUGCACCAGUGCGUCUUACAGCAGUUCCACCAGCUCCUUGUCGUCAAACAGUUACGGCAGCAGCGGAGGCGGCGGCGGAGGCUACGGAUAUCGCAAUCUCCGCCAACCGCUAAAACAACAACAUCAGCCACUACUACAACAACAACAGGAGCGAGAAAACGGCAGCGACGGCAAGGAUCUGUUUUCAUCGGCUCCUCCUCCUUUGUCCGGCACUCGAUUGCUGCUGGACAUUCACGGCCAGCCGAUUGUGACGCGGAGUAAGAGCAUGAGCACGGGCAGCAGCCUGCAACAACAAGACGCUCCUUGUUCGUCGAGUUCGUCGUCGUCUUCUGGCAACUUGUUGUCCGUCAUGGUUCCUUUCCCUCCUCCUAUGCCACAACAACAACAACAACAGUUGACUAUUCCUGCGGCCACUUCUUGCGCCAGUAAAACGCUGGAAUCGGCGGUGAAAUCCUGCGUCCGCUCGUUUCGUGAUCGAGUCCACCCGUCGGGCAAGAGUUCCGCUCCUGCUGCUCCUGCAAUCAGCUGUUUGGUCCCACCGGUGGGAGGAGCGGUGGGCGGUGUGGAUAAUGCAGGAUAUGUCGAGUCCAGCGCGGGUGGUGGUGGUGGUAGUGCAAGUGCCAGUGGUUGCAGUAGUAGGUGGCCCAGUGCGACGACGACACUGCCGGAACAACAACAACAACAACACAAUAACAACAACAACAACAAUUCGCAUGCGACAGAAGAGUCAUCUAGUAGCAGCAGUCGGAGUAAACUGGCCAACUUGCCGGUCGUUCCCUGCGCUUCGGCCGCCUCCACUUCUCCGAGUCAAACCAGACGGGACCUAUGAAAACAACAACAACAACAAAACGGACACGAAAAAAAAAAAACAAAUUUUUUGUUUUGAUGGAAUAAAAAUGUUUCUUCUUCUUCUUCUUGGAUGUGUAAACAACAAGGAUUACGUUCGCGUGUGUGUGUGUGUGUGUUUGUGUCUAAUAGGAAGAAUUUAACAAUUUUUUUUUUGUUCUUGGGUUGGAACCGGAAGCUGAUGGAGAGUAUCUCAAAGUCUUUCAUUGUGUGCGUGUGUGUGUGUGUGUGUGCAAGUAUUGGAGCGUUCGAGACAAUUUAAAAAAAAAGGAAACGAGAAGAAAAGAAGAAGAAGAAAAUGAUAAACAAACAAACAAACCCAACACACACCCAUUUUGUGCUUUCCUUCUCUCUCUCUCUCUGUCUUAUCUGUCUCUCCUUUUCUUUCUGUUUUCGCCUUUUUUGGGCCAAUAUUUUUCUUUUUUUGGGGGGUGCCCAUUUUGUGUGGCUCCUCCCUCCUUUCCUCCCCCAGUGCAGACGAACGAAGAAGAAAAAUUGCGCCGCAGUAAAAAGAAAUGGACGCAAAAUAAAUGCUGGACAAUUGUGAAGCGACAUCUUUAAAGAAGAAAAAGAAAUAUAGGCCUCUAUUAUUAUUAUUAUUAUAUAUACCUUCGGGCUUUCUACACCAAUUUUUACGUUUUCUUUUCUUUGUUUUUUGUUUUUUUAAAUUGACAAUUUUUCGGCCGGUCACAUAUAUUAUACACCCUCCUCCCGCAUUUUUUAUUUGUUAUUAUCACAGCAUUUGUGUAUUUUGUCUUGAUUCGCCCAUGAUGUGAUUUUUUUUAAAAAUUCAUCAAAUCUUGGAAAUGUUUUAAAACAAAUUUUUGUUUUUUAAAAUUGAAAAUGAAGAAGAAAACAAGCAGCUCGGGACCAGCCGUGAUUGCAAGCGUGAUCGUGUGUGUUUAUCUGUGUGUGUGUCGAGACAAGGAACUAUAGAAGAGAAAGACGAAAUGUUUCGACUUUAGUUGUGUGUGUCAUCUCCAAUGGGGGAAAAACCAGGAGGAAUUAUUAUGUUGUUCCUCUUCCUUUUUUUUAAAAUUUAAAUGUGUGUGUGUAUUUCCGGCCAUUUUAUUUUUUUACAACCUCUUGUUAUUUAAAAAAAAAAAAAAAAAUUUGAGGAAAUUUUUUUUUUUUUUAAAUUUUUGGCGCGAAUUUUUAUUUUUUGAAAUUUCGCGGGUUUUUUUUCGUGUGUGGGAAAUGGUCAAGGGUGGACAAUAUUAUUUUUUAAAAAAUCAAAGACGACAGCGAUGUUAUUUGAUUGGAAGGAAUUGUGUUUGAUUGUGUUGUCGUCAAUUUGUCCAGUGUCGGUUCCGUCCGGAGACGUUGGAAAUCGAAAAAACAGAAAGACAUUUUGUUUUUGUUUAUUUUUCGUUUUGAAAUAAUUUUUUCAAAAUUUCGAUUCGACGAGACCAUACAAGAAAGUGUCAGCUGCUGCGCUGUUAAAAGAAGAGAAGAAUACUGGAUCAUUUGUUGUGAUAAAUAUUGACUCCUCCCCCUCCCAUCUCUCACCCUCCUUUGUGUCAAUUCAUUUUUUGGUUUUGUUGGGAUAAAAAUAAUGUUCGGUGUACACACACACACACAUCCCUCCUUACCCACACGCAUUUUUAUCCCCCCCGUUGCAAUUCUCUCUUCCCCCCAUCAAAAUUGGACUGACCACACACCACCAUAUUGUAAUCAUGGUAAUCUCUUACGGAAAAAUAUUUGUUCUUCUUUUUUGGCUUUUUCAACGAAAAAGGAAUUCUUUUUUUCUUGUCUUUUGUGUUCAUAAAAAAAAACAAUUUUCGAAAUUUAAAAAAGAAGGAAAGAAAAAUUUCUAAAAUAAUAAUAAUAAUACAAUCCGCACUUGUGAAAUGUGAUUUUAUUACUUAUAUAUAUAUAUCAUUUUUACGUCAUCCCCACAUACAGCCACACGAUCCAUCUGAAUUUUAAAAAGAAAAAGAAAAAUUAAAACUUUUGUAUAAAUCGAACCUAUUUAUCCCUCCCCCCCCCAUUUUUAUUUUUUUGGAUUAUCCUUCAAAAACCUCAAAAUC